AUGUAUCGUGCGGCACUGGGGAUAUCAGCCAUUGGAGUGUUGCUUGUGCAACACAUUAUCAAGAAACAGUAUCUCAAGAGGCAGAAGCGACGAAUAACGAGAAACCGCACUAAAUGGGUGAAAUCGUGGAUACUGCAGCGAGAGGCUCAUGGGGCUUUCCCGAACCUGUGUCGAGAGCUGGAGUUACAUGAAAAGCCAGAUUUCCGAAAUUUUGCUCAGCUUUUUCCUGUUCAGUUCCACAUGUUGGAGGAACUCCUCACUCCAAUCAUCCAGAGGGAAAACACGAACUACCGGGAUUGCAUCUCCGUGGGGACACGUUUGAUGGUUACGCUGCGAUUUUUGGCAACAGGGGAAAGCUUCAGGAGCCUUUCCUACCAGUUCCGAGUGGGAGUGUCAACCAUCCGGCAAUUCGUUCCAGAGACCUGUACAGCCAUCUACGAGGUUUUAAAAGAGAAAUACCUGAAGUGCCCAGACACAGUGGAAGAGUGGCAGCAAGUAGCUGAUGGAUUCCAGGCUCAGUGGAACUUCCCAAACUGCCUAGGUGCCCUGGAUGGGAAACACAUCAACAUCCGCCCCCCUCCAAGAACUGGAUCAACCUACUACAACUACAAACAUACAUUUUCCAUUGUGCUAAUGGCACUGGUCGACAGCAACUAUAAGUUCUUGUAUGUCGAUGUAGGUUGUAAUGGGAGGAUUUCAGAUGGUGGUGUGUUUGGUGGAUGCUCACUGCAGGAUGCCUUGGAGAAUAGGACAUGCAACAUCCCUGCACCUGCACCACUUCCUGCUUCUGACGAGGCGGUUUGUUACCACAUUGUGGCAGAUGAGGCAUUUCCCCUGAAAGAGUACCUCAUGAAGCCCUAUCCGAACCGCAGGCUAGCUGUAAAGGAACGCAUCUUCAACUACAGGCUGUCGCGGGCUCGGAGGGUGGUAGAAAAUGCCUUUGGCAUCCUAGCCAACCGUUUUCGGGUCUUCCUAACCACCAUAAACAUUCAAGACACUGCCAAAGUGGAGGCCAUUGUUUUGGCUGGCUGUGCUCUGCACAACUUCCUGCGCACAGAGAGCUGUAGCGCAUACAUGGCGGGAGUUGUUGACCAGGAAGGACCCGAUCAUGAAACUGUCCCAGGAACUUUGUGA
Molecule: messenger RNA, 1134 nt
Organism: Trematomus bernacchii (emerald rockcod)
Lineage: Eukaryota; Metazoa; Chordata; Actinopteri; Perciformes; Nototheniidae
Product: protein ALP1-like
Exons: 4
Coding region: 1-1134 (377 amino acids)
Source: RefSeq, a predicted model, not a curated record